GGUCCACCUGCGCCACCGGGGGCAUCGCUGCCGUAGCAUCGCCACCGGCGCGGAGCAGAGCUGAGCGGGGACCGCCAUUUCCCGUUUGUUUCGCUGCGCUGUAAAACAGAGCGGCGGGAGCAGCGGCGGCACCGGCAGGAGGAGGAGGAGGAGCGGCAAACGCGGCAGGAGCGGCAGGAGCGGCAGCGGCGGAGGCGGAGGCGGAGGCAGCGAGGAGAGGAGACGCAGGGAUCCGGUGUGCUACAGCGGGAUGAGAGCGAAACUGAGACCCGGGUCGGAUGAGUCAGCGAGCGGAGCACGCAGCCAGCUAUCUCUGAAAUCUGAAUGAAUUCGGACGGAACCAGGGAAAGGCGCGAUUGAACAUUUUUCUCGCUAAUUGUUGUUGUUGUCAGGUUGUUCCUCCCUUUAUUCCGCCCUCCCCCGGUCCACGUCUGCCGUAGCCUAGUUCUGAUUCCCGUUUCCACCGAAGUGGGGGAAAACGGGGGGCCUGGCCAGGUUGCGGAGGAGGUGGAGGUUUUAUUUUAUUUUGCCGAAGCUCAUAUCUGAGGACGAAGCCGGCGGUCCAUAACGUGACAUUUUUGUGGAAGCCUUUUGUUGCGCCGAGUGAGAGAAGAUGUCGGGGCAGAGCAUUACGGACCGGAUAACGGCAGCCCAGCACAGUGUGACCGGGUCGGCCGUGUCCAAAACAGUAUGCAAAGCCACCACUCACGAAAUAAUGGGCCCGAAGAAGAAGCAUUUGGACUAUUUGAUUCACUGUACCAACGAGAUGAACGUGAACAUCCCCCAGUUGGCUGACUCACUGUUCGAGAGGACCACCAAUACCAGCUGGGUGGUGGUGUUUAAGUCACUUAUCACCACACACCACCUCAUGGUCUAUGGCAACGAGCGUUUUGUCCAGUACUUGGCCUCAAGGAACACACUAUUCAACCUCAGUAAUUUUUUGGAUAAAAGCGGGCUACAAGGUUAUGACAUGUCUACAUUUAUCAGGAGGUAUAGUCGAUACCUGAAUGAGAAAGCUGUGUCUUACAGACAGGUUGCCUUUGACUUCACAAAAGUGAAACGCGGAGUGGACGGCGUCAUGAGGACCAUGAACACAGAGAAGCUGCUCAAGACCAUUCCCAUUAUUCAGAACCAGAUGGACGCCCUCCUCGAUUUUAAUGUCAAUGCCAACGAGUUGACUAAUGGAGUCAUCAAUGCAGCCUUCAUGCUCCUCUUCAAAGACUCCAUCAGGCUCUUUGCUGCUUAUAAUGAAGGCAUUAUCAACCUGCUCGAAAAAUACUUUGACAUGAAGAAGACUCAGUGUAAAGAAGGUUUGGAUAUUUACAAGAAGUUCCUAACCCGGAUGACCCGAAUAUCAGAGUUCCUCAAAGUAGCAGAGCAGGUGGGCAUCGAUCGAGGAGACAUUCCAGACCUUUCACAGUUCACAGUUUGUGCACCCAGCAGCCUGCUCGAAGCUCUGGAGCAGCACUUGGCUUCGUUGGAGGGCAAGAAGGUCAAGGACUCCACUGCAGCCAGCAGGGCCAGUACUCUGUCCAAUGCAGUGUCAUCACUGGCCAGCACGGGGAUGUCUUUCACUAAGGUGGAUGAACGGGAGAAGCAGGCGGCUCUUGAGGAGGAGCAGGCCAGACUCAAAGCUCUGAAGGAACAAAGGCUGAAAGAGCUGUCCAAGAGGCCCUCCUUUGCCACCACUGAUACAUCGCCUAUCUCCACCACCGGGGGCACUAUCAGCACAGCACCAGCCAUCGACCUCUUCUCUACACCCAGCUGCUCAAAUGGUGCAGUGAAGAUGGAGAGUGACCUUUUUGACCUGCAAUCAACCUUCCAGCCCUCCAUGCAAUCAGGCUCAUCGGGGCUUCCAGUGGCAACAGCGUGGGCAGAUCCUUUCACCUCUGCUGAAGCUGGAGAUGAUUCCAUGCCAAACCUUAACCCUUUCCUCUCAAAACUUGUUGUCGAUGCCACUCACUUACCUGUCGUGUCCUCAGACGGUGUUAGCUUUUCCUCUAGGACAUCUGGUCAUGAAGUGUUUGGUGAUCGUUACAAUCCCUUUAUUGACACAAACUCAUCAGUUUCAGCCAAUUACAAACGCACAGUGCGGAUAGAACACUCCAUCUCAGACUCCUUCUGUGGUCCAGUGUCGGUCGCCCAGCAUCUCCCACACCAGGCACCCUUCCCCUCUGAGCAUUCUACUGUAGCAGGUCUAUUCAGAGGCUACUCGACACCACAGGCCCCUCUACAGCAGUCUGUGGGGGGACUCCAAGUGGACUUCGAGUCUGUUUUUGGAGCCAAAGCCACAGGCAGCAACAGUCUCAACUCUGAUGAUAUUACCGGAGGCAUCCUGAAACCCACUCUUGCCGGUUCCAACCAGGCGUCGCUUCAGCAGCCAGAGAAGCUGGUGUCAGAUGACCUUGACUCCUCCCUGGCCAACCUUGUCGGCAAUCUCGGCAUUGGGAAUGGCACGAUGAAGAAUGACAUCCACUGGAGCCAGCCGGGGGAAAAGAGGAUGACCGGUGGCACCAACUGGCAGCCCAAGGCGGCGCCAACCACGACCUGGAACCCCGUUUCCAUGCCACCAUCAGUUAUGGCCUUCCCUGCCACCACACCCACAGGCAUGAUGGGAUAUGGAAUGCCUCCACAAAUGGGCUCAAUGGGGAUGAUGAAUCCACCCACCAUGAUGUACAACCAGCCUGUGAUGAGGCCACCCAACCCCUUUGGCUCUGUGUCUAGUGCUCAGCCCUCAGCAGCCUCUAGUCCUUCCAGCCAGAGUCCUCUUCGAGCCCCUGGACAGGACCCAUUUGCACACCUCUCUCUCAAGGAUUUCUUGUAGAGCAUCUCUUUAGAUGCAGUUCAUGUAAUUUGAAGGAAAAGUGUCUCUCGGAAGAUUUAAGCACUUAGCAGCAAAGCUUUGUCCUCGUUGUCCAGCUCUACGGAGAAACAUUCACACGAUCCCAAAUGCAAACGUGAUGAGAACACAGCGGUGCGACGGCUGUCCGACUCUAUGGUAACCAUGUCCACAUGACGUUUGGCGAUUAACUCAAACCCAUCAUUCUGUAACUUGUCUCAGAUGUCAAGUGAUGCUGCUGUCUAACAACCCCCCCCCUUAAGAGGAUCCCUUAUACGUUUUACAGUGUAAUCUGUAAAGGUAGAUAAUGGGUGCUGAGAAACUUUAAUGUUAUGUAUUUGGAAACACUGUGGUCAGAUGUAAAGACUCGAUGUUCAGUGGGGGCAGCGGAGUAAAAGAGAGUGAUCCUUCCCUUUCUUGAUCCGAUCAUCAGUCAUCCAUUCCCUACAGUUAUUUAACUGUCACUGAGUAGUGAUGCUAAUGACGUUUACACCUGCUUAGUUUCUGUCUUUUUUACAGUGUUUACAGUAGACAUUCCUUGUGUGUUGUUUGUAUUUAUUUAUGAUUAUUGGUUUAAGAUUGGGGGGGGGGGUGAUGUAAAAUCUACAGUACAUUGAACACUUGUGGGAGUGCGUCAGCAUUUAACAAGAAUCUCAGACGAUCACUGAGAGGUAGAGUUAAAAAUAAAUAGCUAUUAUAUAAAAGACACCUAUUAAGCGGAAUGAUAGAGCACUAAAUAUUCUGAGUUUUGUGUUAAGAAAAUUUUUUACUAGAUGAAAGAUUUCACAGUCUCCAUUGUACUCCAAGUGCAGGGGUUAGAGUAUGAGUCAGUUACCAGUAUAUAGUCGGUUCUGUGCCUAGAGUUUUUUGCAAUGGUUUCCUGUCUAGUUGACAAACACUUCAUCCACAAAUCUGAAGCGUCGCACUGGGUGGUGGGCUCCAUUUGCUUUAAGCUUGGCAUGCCAUUGACUCACUGACCGUAUUCAAGGCUGCCUUUACUCUGAAUGUGAAAGAGUUGUCUUCAUGUUGCACACAUCUUUCCACACUGCAGUUCCUCGGUGGGGGUGUGGUGGUGGUGGCCAGUCGCUACAGUAAAGGGGCGGAGGUUUCAGAUUUGAUGUAAAUUAGAUGUAUAAACGAUGCAGAGGGUCAGGGGUUAGAGCGGAGAGGCACUGUUGAUCGGUGCUCUGUGUGUAAAUAAAAACUGACUGUUCAUCAAGUGGGACAUGUGAAAGAUGUAUGAAAUAUGAAGGCAAUUCAAUCAAAUUUGACUCUACCUAAGUUUGAUUCAGGAUAUUCUCUGCGUUUGUCUCCGCAGAUAUUUUCUUUAUGUAAUUAGAACGUGUAGCAGACAACGACUGAAGUCUUUUCUUUCUUUUACAAAUAAAGAGCAGCUUCCACAAA
Betta splendens (Siamese fighting fish) is the source of this 4243-nucleotide messenger RNA. RefSeq names its product phosphatidylinositol binding clathrin assembly protein b (gene picalmb). Gene Ontology annotation, biological process: clathrin-dependent endocytosis; clathrin coat assembly; synaptic vesicle budding from presynaptic endocytic zone membrane. Bases 614 to 2824 code for a protein of 736 amino acids. Gene Ontology annotation, cellular component: clathrin-coated vesicle; clathrin-coated pit; extrinsic component of presynaptic endocytic zone membrane. Lineage: Eukaryota; Metazoa; Chordata; Actinopteri; Anabantiformes; Osphronemidae. Gene Ontology annotation, molecular function: 1-phosphatidylinositol binding; SNARE binding; clathrin heavy chain binding. The transcript has 24 exons. The record is from RefSeq and is a predicted model, not a curated record.